Molecule: messenger RNA, 324 nt
Organism: Phycomyces blakesleeanus NRRL 1555(-)
Lineage: Eukaryota; Fungi; Mucoromycota; Mucoromycetes; Mucorales; Phycomycetaceae
Exons: 2
Coding region: 1-324 (107 amino acids)
Molecular function (GO): RNA binding
Source: RefSeq, a predicted model, not a curated record
AUGUUCAAAUCUGCCAUCCUACUCAGACCUGCUGCUGCAUUCAGCCCCACAAAGACCUUUUUCUACACUGGUUAUAAUGUCACCACUUUGGAUCAGGCACGAGAGGUCUUCAAUAAGCUUGGUCAAUAUGGUGAAAUGAUUGAAUACAAAUUCCAAAGAUGCCCUGAAACUCAAACCUAUUUGAGAUACGGCUACGUUACCUAUAAACACGAAGAGGACGCUCAAAAGGCUCUGGUUGACGCAUUUGUUAAAGUUGACAGCCCUCUGUUUAAAAAGGCCCUGGAAGUCAAGAUUGUCAAAGGAAAUAAAAAGAGCUCAGAAUAA